AUGCUCAAGUUCAUCCUGGGACCUGCAGAGUUUGUUUUGCAUCAUCUGGAGACUCGGAUACAGCUCUCUGAAAAGAUCGACAUCCUGCUGCUCAAAAACUCGUAUGAUGAUAUUGAGUUCCGGUCGCUGGUUCAUCGCGUCGCAAAGAAGAUUGGGUCGCGACAACCUACAUCCACACUGGAACAGCUCAAGUCCAGAAUGUACCAGUAUCUUGAAGGAGCUAUAUCAGAUCCAUCGCGUUAUAUCCGACCAGAGCUCAUUACAAAGUUCAUGCCCCCUACGCGUUGGGCGACCCUCCUGGACCGCGACUAUAUCGCCUCUUGCUAUUUGGACGAGUGUAGCCCCCAAAUGCUGUUGUUCUUGGACACCCUUCGGACAAUGGGGAUUUCUCCCUCUCUCCUUGCACUGGACCUUGUCCCCUCAGGCACUCUCUCCGAGGGCAUUCUAAAUGUUCUCACAGCCCGGCAGCAAGUACAAUCUGUUCUUACAAAUCAGGCCCGUAUCUUCAUCAAGAACUCGGUGUCGCCUGCUGUGGGCUGUGUAAACUACGGAUUCGAACAAGUGUUUCUCACAAUUAUGGACUUUCGAGAUGUGCUCGCAGAGUUACAGCUUCACUUGACAAGUGCGGGUGUCGAGCUAGUAGACUCCCUCAAGAUUGCAAAGGGGGGUCAGAUUGAUAUCUCUAAAAUGGAGAAGUUUCACGAAAGCAUGAAGCAGCUCCUUCUUUCGAUCCCUGUCGCCCCUAGUUAUUUUCUACCAAGACUGCUAUGGACAACCGCUCUGAGCUUAGAGGCUUGCAGGGAUCUUGAGGAGGCUUUUGGCCCUGCUUCUCCUGCCUAUGGCAAGGUAUGUUUGUGA
This is a messenger RNA of Linnemannia hyalina, 858 nucleotides long. Lineage: Eukaryota; Fungi; Mortierellomycota; Mortierellomycetes; Mortierellales; Mortierellaceae. The record is from the annotation of a GenBank genome assembly.